Molecule: messenger RNA, 1369 nt
Organism: Astyanax mexicanus (Mexican tetra)
Lineage: Eukaryota; Metazoa; Chordata; Actinopteri; Characiformes; Acestrorhamphidae
Exons: 8
Coding region: 74-1369 (431 amino acids)
Source: RefSeq, a predicted model, not a curated record
UAUUAUCCGUACACUAAGCAAGCAGGCUCACCUUUACCUGCACUUCACACUUGUCAUUGUCAUUGUUCCCACCAUGGACUACAAACACAUCCCUCUUUAUCUUCUUGUACAAUUUCUACUUUUUACAGUUCAUGGCACAGCCAACCUGGAAAAAGAGCAUAUCAGGACCACCGAGGCCAGUGAAAAACCACCCUAUGGGCCAGUGGGUCAUACCAUACUUGGUCCAGAUGCAGUCACAGUGGGAGUGCCCAGCAGCUUUUUGUGCUCUGCUCAGUGCUCACCUGAAUGCAGUUAUGCAGUCAGUAUUGAUAAUCACAGUGUGGAGCAAAAUGAGCUGGCAUUUACCUUAAGCCAUUGGGAGGGAUCUAAAACAGUGACCUGCACAGCUCAAAACUCUGUCACAGGAAGUUCUUCCACAGUCCGAAAAACUCUGCACAUUUUGGAGGGGCCAGUAAACAUCUCCAUCAGUGGUCCACAGACACUCACUCCUGGUGAGACUCAGAGGUUUCUGUGCACUGCAACAUGCAGGCCUUUCUGCAUCUACACAUGGAUUGUUGAUGGAGAUUCGAUCGCUGGCUCUGGAGAUGAAGUGGUCUUUAGACCACCUUUAGAAGCCACCUCAGGGACACUCAUCUGCAAAGCCACAAACAGUGUUUCUGGGUUGUUUUCUACAACUGUUCUAAAACUAAGCAUUCCAAAGAAGAGAAUGAGUUUGGAAGAAAAGGAAUUUCUUGCUGCCAGCCCUUCUACUGGGGACAAAACCUCUGGUCCAGAGGGUCUUAGCUUUUUUGGUCCAGAUGCAGUCACCGUGGGAGUGCCCUCUAGCAUUGAAUGCUUUGCUCGGUGUUCACCUGAAUGCAAUUACACAAUUGGUUUUGAUGGCCAGAGUUUGGAAGGCAAUGAGCUGGCGUUUACUUUAAAGCAAUGGGUGAGCUCCAUAACAGUGACCUGCACAGCCAAAAACCCUUCUACACAAAAGUCCUCCAGCAUCAGCAAGACUCUACAGAUAUUGGAGGGACCAGUGAACGUUUCCAUCAGUGGCCCAUUUAAUAUUACCUCUGGAGACGGUCAGCAGUUUUUAUGCAGUGCAACCUGCAGACCCUCCUGUAACUACACCUGGGUGGUUGAUGGAGAGUCAGUUGCUGGGUCUGGAAAUGAGGUGAUCAUCAAGCAGUCUAUAGAGGCCACCGCAGAGACCCUCAUCUGCCAAGCCACAAACAGCAUAUCUGGAUUGUUUGUCACAGCAAUCCAUGAAUUCAGUUCUUCAAGAGACUCUGCUGGGUCCUCAUCAGAGAAAAUGGAGCUGCUGCCAAAACUGCUGUUUUCAUGCAUGAUGUCUGUUUUCUUAUUAGUAGUUAUUCCAUCAUGA